Sphaeramia orbicularis (orbiculate cardinalfish) is the source of this 1173-nucleotide messenger RNA. RefSeq names its product hepatocyte nuclear factor 3-beta-like. Bases 1 to 1173 code for a protein of 390 amino acids. The record is from RefSeq and is a predicted model, not a curated record. Lineage: Eukaryota; Metazoa; Chordata; Actinopteri; Kurtiformes; Apogonidae. The transcript has 3 exons. Gene Ontology annotation, molecular function: RNA polymerase II cis-regulatory region sequence-specific DNA binding; transcription factor binding; DNA-binding transcription factor activity, RNA polymerase II-specific. Gene Ontology annotation, biological process: cell differentiation; anatomical structure morphogenesis; regulation of transcription by RNA polymerase II.
AUGCUGAGCGUAAAAAUGGAGGGACACGAGCAUCCGGACUGGAGCGGCGGAGGAUUCUACGGAGACACCGAGGUCUACCCGGGUCCGCCCAACAUGAACCCCGGUCUGUCCAUGAACUGCAUGAGCGGCUACAUGAGCGCGCCCGCAAUGACCGGCGGAGGCCACAUGAACGCGCCCUACGUCAACCCGGUCGGGGUCAACCCGUCAUCCAUGUCCGGGGGGGUGGUGUCCCAGAGCCCGGCGGCCGUGCAGGUGCAGGUGGGCACCGGGAUGAGCCCUCCUCCUCCCCCUCCUCCUCCUCCUCCGUACGGGAACGUGAUGAGCCCGGUGUACGCGCAGACCUGCAGCCUCCGUGCGCGCGACCCCAAACCUUACCGGCGGAGCUACACGCACGCGAAGCCGCCGUACUCGUACAUCUCCCUGAUCACCAUGGCGAUCCAGCAGUCCGGAACCAAGAUGCUGACCCUCAACGAGAUCUACCAGUGGAUCAUGGACCUGUUCCCGUUCUACCGGCAGAACCAGCAGCGGUGGCAGAACUCCAUCCGACACUCCCUCUCCUUCAACGACUGCUUCGUGAAGGUCCCCCGGUCCCCAGAAAAACCCGGUAAGGGUUCCUUCUGGGCCCUGCAUCCGGACUCGGGGAACAUGUUCGAGAACGGCUGUUACCUGCGGAGACAGAAGCGCUUCAAGUGCGACAAGAAGCCGGAGAAGGAGGCGGGGGGAGGGGGGGGGAAACCGGGCACCGACGGCGGCUCCGGUACCGGCUCCCCCCAGUCCUCCUCCUCCUCUUCCAUCUCCACCUCCUGUUCCCCGUCUGCCGGUCCGGACCUGAAACGGGCCGAACCCCCCUCGACCUCCAGCCCCGCCCGCGUGCCCUCUCCUCUCACGCACGCGCAGCACCUGUUCCCCCAUCAUCCCCAUCAUCAUCAUCAUCACCAUCACCCGCUGCUGCUGCACGAGAGCGCGCACCUGAAGCCGGACCACUACCACCACUACCCCUUCAGCCACCCGUUCUCCAUCAACAACCUGAUGUCGGAGCCGGUGCUGCCGUACGGGGGCUACGGAUGCCCCGUGUCCGGCCCCCUGGUCAAACCCGGACUGGACCCGGCCCACGGAGACUCCAACAACUACUACCACGGCGUGUACUCCAGACCCAUCAUGAACGCGUCCUGA